Messenger RNA from Danaus chrysippus (African queen), 3267 nucleotides. The record is from the annotation of a GenBank genome assembly. NCBI's taxonomy places the organism in Eukaryota, Metazoa, Arthropoda, Insecta, Lepidoptera, Nymphalidae.
CUGGGACAGUCCGAGAGGGGGGGGCGGAAGAUCUGUCCACCGGUCGAUUUAAACGGCGAAAACGGCGCGAAUACGGACUUGAAAUGCCCUACGUGCGGGAAAAAUUACAAGAGACGAGCCUGGUACAUUAAACACCUAAAAACACAUAAUGGUGUUGAAGCGCGACAAUCGUUGGUAAGUUCUUCAAUUAUCACUUCGGAUAGAGUUGACCCUCACGUAUCCCAUGGUGAACCAUUAACUGGAAACCACCAGGAGUCCAUUAACAUCCGGACACGUCUUAGCAUUCCUAACAUGAAACAAUCGACUUGGAAAGUUCACGAAGACAAUUUAGCGGUCCUGUUAGAGCAUCCGGGCUCGAAGCAGGAAUUGAACUCGCAGGUAGAAACUUUCCAAAAUACCGUUUAUGACUACUUCAACGAGCAAUAUCCACCACGUAAUCAUUACGCUCGCAAAAAUAAAGAAAAUUCGUUCAAGAUAAAAAUGAGGAAGAAAAAACGGGAAUUAAUAAAAAACCUACGUAUAGCCAAAGCUCUAGGCGACAACCACCUUAGUCAUCAGCUAGCUAGGGCGUUAAGGUCAAUCCUUAAAUUAAUUCAAGGAAUAUCGGCACAAACUGCAGAAUAUCGCGGUAAUUUUGACCGGGCCAAACAGGAAGUAGAUUUUGAUAAAAACCCUUUUGAGUAUUCGAAAACCAUUUUUAAGAAAGAACGCGGACAGCUUCUCUUGACCAACGAUCAAAUUUACGACCAUUUCAAGAGCACAUACGAAGUGCCUAAAAGUGUAAGGCUCUAUACGGAUCCAAACGAACAAAAACCGGAAAUUCCUCAUAUCGAUUUUCACGGCAUACCACCAACGUUAGACGAAAUAAGUAGUCACAUAAAGAGGAAAUCAUCUAAAUCUGCACCGGGCCCCGAUGGUAUCCCAUAUAUAGUCUUUAAAAAAUGUCCAUCGGUUCGUAAACACCUCAUAAAUAUAUACGGCAAAAUCUGGUCAAGGAAGCAAAUCCCGGAGUGUUUCGGGAAAGCAAUUUUUGUCCUCAUUCCCAAAAAAGAUCGAGUUACCGAUCCGAAGGAUACUAGACCGAUAGCCUUAACAAAUACAAUUUCUAAAAUCUUUUUCUCGGUCCUACAAACGAGAAUGACGCGAUUCAUGCUCAGCAACAAGUAUUUUAGGCCAAAUCACCAGAAAGGGUUUCUACCCGGGAUUUCUGGAUGCCUAGAACACAACACCUUGCUGUCGGAGAGUUUGAAAGAUGCUAGAAAAAGCGAGCGGCAAAUUACAGUUUGUUGGAUAGACUUAGAGAACGCGUUCGGGUCGAUACAACACGAGUUGAUGCUAUUCGCGCUUAGAUGGUACAACUUUCCACCCCUAGUUAGAGAUAUGAUCGCGUCGUAUUACUCAAAAUUAAGGUUUUCUAUAAUAACUAAAGAAGGCCCUUCAAAAAGUUUGAGUUAUAAUGUAGGACUGUUUCAAGGUUGUUGUCUAUCUCCAAUUACGUUUAAUAUCGUUAUUAACAUCUUAGUAGACAAAUUAAUCUGUAACGAGAAAAAAUGGGGUUAUCGGUUUAAGUUUAAUAAUAAAUACACGGAAUCCAUUUUAGCCUUCGCUGACGAUCUCGCAAUACUGACACGUCACCCCAAACACUGUCAAGUACUAUUGGAUGAAGUGGAUAAAUUCUGUGAGUGGACGGAUGGAUUGAGGACAAAACCAAGUAAAUGUCACUGUUUGUGUCUUGCUAGGCGGAAUACAAGAUACACCUCAUACGAUCCGGGACUAUCGAUAGGCGGUCAAUGCGUUUCUACGGUUACGGAAGAUGCACCAUUCAAGUUUCUCGGUCGUAAGAUUGAUAAUAUAGGUCGUACUCCAUCUUUAGAAGGAAUAGUAGAUAGCUUUUUAAAUGAUCUUAACAAGGUAGAUAGCCAGCAGAUCAGUAACGUAAAAAAAGCAUGGAUCUACGAUAAUUACUUAACUUCACGUUUGAAUUGGCCUUUCCUCGUCUAUGAUUUUAGUAAAACCCUUUUAUCUAAAUUAGAUGCAGGCGUCAUAAAGAUGUUGAAGUUGUGGCUCGGGCUCGCGCUAACGGCUGAUUCAUCGGCUUUAUUCAGGGAUCGUAAUAGUUUUGGGAUGAAUCUAAAAAGACCAUCGGAGCUCUACAAACACCUAAGAGUUUCCAAGAGACAUAUCCUGGGAAAAUCCCAUGAUGACGUCGUUACAUCACUCCCAAAAGACAAUGAUGCCCCAGAGCUAGAGUCACGACUUCAAUUCCAUAAACAAUUUAUGAUCGGAGCGCAAAAUAACAGAGUAGGGUUAGGAUCAAGUAGGAAAGUCCAAGAUACGGAUAUAUUGAAGUCUUUUAUUCGGCAAGACGAGAACGAUAAAUACAAGAUCCAUGCAAUGAGUUUAGAAAUGCAGAACGAGUGGUUAGACAUAGGAGAUUUUUGCAUUCCACUAGCACUAAAAUGGCGCACCCUAAUUCAUGACUGGUCGCCAGCCUUGCUAAAAUUUUAUCUCAAUGCGUUCCAGAUGACUCUCCCAGAUCAGAGUAAUUUAGUAAGAUGGGGUAAAGGUACCGAAAAAACUUGCUAUAUCUGCGGAAAGGCAGUUGGAACUGCCAAGCAUUUGCUGGUGGGAUGUAGGGUUCUCCUGGACAGCGGUCAAUACUCGCGUCGUCACGAUAGGGUUUUAGAGAUCAUACGUGAAGCGGUUAGUCUUUCGGUAGCCAGAGCGCAAAGGGAAAUAACCACAAACGAGCGAUCAAUAGGUUUUGUGAGAGAGGGCACCAGGGCUAUAAAAUCAAACGUCAAGCCUUACUCUAUCCUUAAAGCGGCUUCGGAUUGGACUAUCAUGAUGGAUACGUAUGAGAAACAAUACAAAAUCCCCGAGGAUAUUUGUGCGUCGGCCUCCAGACCAGACAUAUUUAUAUAUUCGCGUAUUUUAAAGCGCGUUGUGAUGAUAGAGCUUACGGUGCCUUGGGAAACCAACAUCCCCAAAGACCAUGCCAUCAAGGUCAAUAAGUAUUACGAGCUCACUAACGAACUAACUCGAAAUAGGUUCGUCGUUGAUUUGUACGCGGUAGAGGUAGGAGCGAGAGGUAUAACAGCUAAAUCUCUCUAUAACCUACUAAAAGACUUGGGCCUGUCCAGAACUAACAUUAAUUCAUUCUUAGAACGUACGUCGAAGGCAGCCCUAGUAAGUUCUUUUCAAAUUUGGUUAGGUAGGGAGAGGAACUUGGACAGUGGAGGUGAGCGUAUAACGCGCGUUAGCUGA